AUGGCCGCCACUCAAGGACACGAUGACAUUGUUCCCAAGAUGGACUACCACUCCAGCAAGUCGGUUGCUCACUCGGCAAGCGACCUCGAGAAGCAGGAUGCCCCUCAGAGCGAUGAGCUGCAGAGGAAGCUCUCGAGUCGUCAUUUGCAAUUCGUUGCUAUCGGUGGAACGGUUGGUACCGGUGUCUUCAUUGCCAGUGGAAGCUCCAUCAACACAGCUGGUCCCGCAGGCGCGUUGCUUGCCUAUGUCUUCGUCGGUACGCUCGUCUAUUCGGUCAUGAUGUCUCUCGCCGAGAUGGCCACCUACCUUCCCAUCGCUGGUGCCUUCACGCAAUACGCCUCUCGUUUCGUCGACCCCAGUCUUGGAUUCGCCAUGGGUUGGAUCUACUGGUUUUCGUGGUCCAUCACCUAUGCGCUCGAGCUGUCGGCAGCCGGACUUAUCAUCCAAUGGUGGAACCAAGACUUGAACAUCGCCAUCUUCAUCACAAUCUUUUGGAUUCCCAUUUCCGCCGUCAACUUCCUCCCUGUCGACGUUUUCGGAGAGUUUGAGUUUUGGUUCGCUUCCAUCAAGGUCGUUGCCUUGUUCGGCUUCUGGAUCUUUGCCAUCAUCAUGAACGCCGGCGGCGUUGGACCUCAGGGCUACAUCGGCUUCAAGUACUGGGAUUCUCCUGGCGCUUUUGCUCCUUACCUUGCCGAUGCACCAGCUGUUGCCAAGUUUGUUGGUUUCUGGGCUGUUCUUAUCAAGGCCGGUUUUGCUUUCCAGGGCACCGAGCUCUGCGCCAUUGGUGCUGGAGAGUCUGCCAAUCCCCGUGUUACCAUGCCCAAGGCCAUCCGAAACACGUUCUGGAGCAUCUUUACCUUGUUCAUCUUCACAAUCUUCUUCGUUGGCAUCCUGGUCCCAUACGACAACGAGUCUAUCGCUAUUGGUAACACAAACGCUGGCUCCUCUCCUUUGGUCAUCGCCAUUCAGCUCGCUGGAGUCACUGCACUUCCAGACAUUUUUAAUGCUAUCCUCUUGACAGUCGUUCUUUCCGCAGCUAGCUCCAAUGUUUACUCCGGCAGUCGUAUCCUCGUUGGUCUGGCUGAGAACGGCUGCGGACCAGCUUUCCUUAAGAAGACUACCAAGAGGGGCGUGCCAUACUGGUCCACUGCCAUUACUGCUCUGAUGGGUCUUCUUGGGUACAUGAACUGCUCCGCAAGCGGCACCGAGGCCUUCAACUGGCUUCUGAACAUUAUUUCCGUUGCCGGCUUUAUCGCAUGGUCAUGCGUUUGCAUCUGCCACAUCGCGUUCAUGAGAGCUCUCAAGGCGCAGAACAUCGACCGCGACACUCUGCCCUUCAAGUCUUGGGGUGGAGCUCCUAUGGCCUGGUACGGUCUGACUUUCACUGUCAUCAUCACUCUCACUCAAGGAUUCACUGCAUUUGUUCCCUGGAAUGUCGAAAACUUCUUCAUUGCAUACAUCAGUUUGAUCCUCUUCGCCAUCCUGUACAUUGGCCACAAGAUCGUCUACAGGAGUCCGCUUGUCAAGCCUGCUGAGGCGGACUUGGUCAGUGGCCAAUUCGUCGACGAGGUUUCUGAGACCUGGGAGGAGAGCUCUAGGUCGACAUGGCAGAAGCUGAUGAACAAGUUUUCCAAGUCAUGA
Messenger RNA from Ascochyta rabiei, 1641 nucleotides. RefSeq names its product lysine permease. The coding region runs from base 1 to 1641 and encodes 546 amino acids. Gene Ontology annotation, molecular function: amino acid transmembrane transporter activity. Gene Ontology annotation, biological process: amino acid transmembrane transport. Gene Ontology annotation, cellular component: membrane. NCBI's taxonomy places the organism in Eukaryota, Fungi, Ascomycota, Dothideomycetes, Pleosporales, Didymellaceae. The transcript is spliced from 2 exons. The record is from RefSeq and is a predicted model, not a curated record.